AUCACCUUUGAGUGAAGAGAUAUUAUGUUUAUAUUUUCUGGUACCUUUGAAUUGCAAAAAACGCAUCUUUGUCAGCACACAUAAAUAGUUUAAUCUUAUCUACGAGCGUUAUUCGAAAGAAUAUAUAGAUGCGUUGAAACGGAACUCUCUAGUAGGCCAAUCAACACGUUUGAUAUAAAAGGUGCUUGGGCUACUAUACAUGCGCAGCUUCGGGGCGCGAAAGUUGCACAUAAAUUUUGUACAGUUGUGUGUUGACAGUGGUUGAUUAUUGCAAUUUCGUGCCUCCCGAGGUGUUUUCUGCUUUUACUAUGAAUGCCGAUUGAUGUGAUAAGAGGUAAUAAUGACAAAAUGCAGUGAUUCCCCAAAGGGUGGGAUAUCGCGAAAGUCAGCACACCAAAUGAUCAAGUCAAGAAAAUGAAAGUGUUUUGUCCAAAGCCGUAAGCCUUGUGUGCCACUGUAAGUGUAAGAUACUAAGGAUAGAAACUAGUGAUGGAAUCUGAUUCAGACGAAGAGCUUUCUGUUCCGACUGAACCAGAACAAACUGAAGAUGAAAGACGUCAACUUCGACAUCAGUACAUGGUUAUUCAAGAUGAAUUAAAAGCAAGACAGCAUGAUCUAAUCAACCCAGAAUCUGAAGAACUCACAGAUAAGUUGAAGGAAUGCAAUUCUUUAUUUCAAAGAGUAAAAUUGACCAGGGAAGCAACCAAGGACUCUCAAGCUCUGCUGACAAUCGCUCAACUGGGAAGGCAGAAAGCACAAGCAUUACAGACAGACAUCAACACAUUUAAUGCGUUGGAAUUUUCUGAACGUCUGGUAAAUUACAUAAGUUUUGGAAGGAUACCUGCAACUUCCACGGAUAACAAUGCCAGGAUUCCAAGGAUAAGUUGGGAGAAGUUUGGAGAAGCAGUGCAGCCUUUCUUUAGUAGAACCCCACCUUUGAGAUGCAUGUUGGGUACCUUUGAGAGAGGGCCGCCUGAGAGAAGAGUUUCUAAUAGAAAUACAGACAAAGGUGAUAGAGAUGCCAUUACUGAUAGAACAGUGCCAAAGCAAUUAAAAUCUGUAGAUGAAGAAGAACAGAGAGAGCAAACGACAGAAGAAGUGGAGAGAAUCCAUAGACUUUUGAUGAACUACUGGAGAAACAAUAAGAAGAAACCAGUGGACUACUUUGAAUUUGUCCUGAACCCUGGCUCUUAUGGUCACACAAUAGAGAACAUGUUCCAUGUAGCAUUUCUGGUCAGGGAUAACCUAGCCAAAAUACUUCUAGAUGAAUAUAAAUUGCCUGUUAUAGAGCCUGUAGAAAAACAUGCUGGCGAUGCACCAACUGAAUCUUUACAGAGGCAUCAGUGUAUCGUUUCAAUAACAAACAGUGAAUUUGAGGAACUCGUUAGAACAUUCCAAGUUAAAACAGCAGCCAUAAAACCAGUUGAAUUAAAAAAGGGGAAGAUUCCCAGUGCAAGCGGAGAUAGUGGACCAAGCCAAAUGAAUGGCUUUGAUGCACAUCCUGGGCCACAGAGCAAGAAAGCGAAAAAAUGAAGACAGUUAAAAGCUGAGGAAGAAAAAACCCUGGUGAUGAUAACAAAUUGGCGUGAUGAUUAAGGUGGAUUUUGCCGUCUUUAUAUGGAAUAGGGUUGCAAGGCUUGAGCACAAGUUUGGGUUAUACUAUACUUAAAAAAACCUUAGUAGUAUUUGGUAUGGUUUUUAUACAUCAUAAUAUUAUUCCACUUAAAAGCUUACAAACCCAAGUUAUUUGUACAAUCGUCGUGUCUUUACACUGAUUAAUGAAACAUUUUUAAUCUACUUUGAAAUCGCAUUUGUCAUAUUUGCAGAACCAAUUAUUAUCUAUUUUAUUAUCCUCUAUACUUGAUGUCUUUUUAAAUACACUUAUAAGACACAUCGGGUAGUUAGUAAAUAAAAUGUUGGAAGUCUGUUUUGUAGUUUGUACAGAGGCUAAUGAGCUUGCCAUGUCCACUCUUUUAUAGACAUCAGUUUGCGACAUCCAUAUCUGUCAUUGGCAAUUGUGAUUCUUAAUGGAUUGUUAGAGUAAACGGCUAGUAGACAACAAAGUCUAUUCUGGUGUUGAGCAUGUUAAAUUUCUGUGCAAUUUUAACAUAGAAUAUAGCAGUCUGUAGUGAUGAAAAAAUUACACAAGAAAUUUUGGCUUCCUGAUUUGAUUGUGCAUUAUUACUAUUAGAAUGGAGCAGCAUAAUAUAAUGAUAAAAUUCUUUGUCUUUGAUUCAGUGCUUUGAAAAUCAAUAAAACACAUUAACAUGAAGAUUAUUUUAAAAGGCAUAUAAUUCAUCAUCGUAGAUAUUUUACUGCUAUGUCAAGUUGUAGUAGCAUAAGCAUUGUCAUUAGAUACAACAAAUGAUUUUCUUUUCUGAAUAUAAAGUGAAGCCCAGAAUGUAAAAACGAUUUCAUGAAAUAUUUUUGUUUGGUCUUGGAGUCGGUUUUUGCGUCUAAAAACUUUCUUUUGCUGAAAUAGAGAAACUGAAGCAGAAUAUAAGGGCUUGCGAUCUUGUAUUGCUGAUAUAACUUUUAUGUACUUGAUUCAGACUAGUCUAGUCCUCUGUUCGUCAUUCGAUGCACAUGUAUAUAGUUUUGUAUAUGAAAAAUAUUUUAUCUCGAUACAGAAUAAAAUUAUUUGCUAUACUCAUCGAU
Messenger RNA from Lingula anatina, 2658 nucleotides. RefSeq names its product non-structural maintenance of chromosomes element 4 homolog A. The record is from RefSeq and is a predicted model, not a curated record. Gene Ontology annotation, cellular component: Smc5-Smc6 complex; nucleus. Gene Ontology annotation, biological process: DNA repair. Lineage: Eukaryota; Metazoa; Brachiopoda; Lingulata; Lingulida; Lingulidae.